Messenger RNA from Xiphophorus hellerii (green swordtail), 4513 nucleotides. RefSeq names its product actinin, alpha 2b (gene actn2b). Bases 179 to 2863 code for a protein of 894 amino acids. The record is from RefSeq and is a predicted model, not a curated record. Gene Ontology annotation, molecular function: protein binding; calcium ion binding. Lineage: Eukaryota; Metazoa; Chordata; Actinopteri; Cyprinodontiformes; Poeciliidae. The transcript has 21 exons.
UCACAGUCAUUGGCUCAUCCAGCCUUCUGUGAGGUCGGAAGGACAAGGCCGAGCGGGAGGCACAGAGAAAGAGGGGCAACAGCGGCUCUUAGAAGAGAGAGAUUUACCUUAAAUCACCGUCGAUUUACAGGAUAAGUUCACGUAAAAGCUUCGAGAAAAGAGAGAACACCGGGGCAAGAUGAUGACCCAAAUAGAGACAACGGUGCACUAUGAUAACGGGUACGAGGAUGAAUACAUGCUACAGGAAGAAGAAUGGGACAGGGACAUGCUGCUGGACCCCGCCUGGGAGCAACAGCAGAGGAAAACCUUCACAGCAUGGUGCAAUUCUCACCUGAGGAAGGCUGGGACCCAGAUUGAAAACAUUGAGGAAGACUUCAGAAAUGGAUUAAAGCUCAUGCUGCUCCUGGAAGUCAUCUCAGGAGAGAGGUUACCGAAACCCGACAGAGGGAAGAUGCGGUUUCAUAAGAUCGCUAAUGUCAACAAAGCGCUGGACUUCAUCACAAGUAAAGGGGUCAAACUGGUCUCCAUUGGAGCAGAAGAGAUUGUGGAUGGGAACGUUAAGAUGACUCUUGGAAUGAUCUGGACCAUCAUCCUCCGCUUUGCCAUUCAGGACAUAUCUGUGGAAGAAACAUCUGCCAAGGAAGGACUUCUCCUGUGGUGUCAAAGAAAGACAGCUCCCUACAGGAAUGUUAAUGUCCAAAACUUUCAUGUCAGCUGGAAGGACGGCCUGGCUUUCUGCGCCCUGAUACACAGACACAGACCCGACCUCCUCGACUUCUCUAAGCUCAACAAGGAUGAUCCUCUGGGGAACCUGAACCUGGCUUUCGACAUAGCCGAAAAACACCUGGACAUUCCUAAAAUGCUGGAUGCAGAAGAUAUCAUCAACACCCCCAAGCCAGAUGAGAGAGCCAUCAUGACCUACGUGUCCUGCUUUUAUCACGCUUUUGCUGGAGCCGAGCAGGCAGAGACGGCGGCCAACAGGAUCUGCAAGGUGCUUGGUGUUAACCAAGAGAACGAGAAAAUGAUGGAGGAGUAUGAGAGACUGGCCAGUGAGCUUCUGGAGUGGAUCCGUCGCACCACUCCCUGGCUGGAGAACCGGACCCCGGAAAAAACCAUGGCGGAGAUGCAGCGGAAGCUGGAGGACUUCAGGGACUACAGACGCCAACACAAACCCCCGAAAGUUCAGGAGAAAUGCCAGCUGGAGAUUAACUUUAACACCCUACAGACCAAGCUACGCAUCAGCAACCGUCCUGCUUUUAUGCCCUCUGAAGGGAAGAUGGUUUCUGAUAUAACCAAUGCCUGGCAGGGCCUGGAGCAGGCAGAGAAAGGCUUCGAAGAGUGGCUUCUGACUGAAAUCCGCAGACUCGAGAGGCUGGAUCACCUGGCUGAAAAAUUUCGUCAAAAAGCCACCAAUCACGAGAACUGGGCCAGUGGUAAAGAGCUGAUCCUCAUCCAGAAGGACUAUGAGACGGCCACCUUGACAGAAGUUCGAGCUUUGCUUCGAAAACAUGAGGCCUUUGAGAGUGAUCUGGCAGCCCACCAGGACAGAGUGGAGCAGAUUGCUGCCAUUGCACAGGAACUGAAUGAGCUGGAUUACCAUGACAUUGCGUCUGUAAACCAGCGUUGCCAAAGCAUCUGUGACUUGUGGGAUAAACUGGGAACCCUGACUCAGAAGAGGAGAGAAGCACUAGAGCGUGCAGAGAAGUUGCUGGAAACUAUUGACCAGUUGUUCCUGGAGUUUGCAAAGAGGUCAGCUCCCUUCAACAACUGGAUGGAAGGAGCCAUGGAGGAUCUGCAGGACAUGUUCAUAGUUCACACCAUUGAGGAGGUCCAGAGUCUAAUUGCUGCUCAUGAGCAGUUCAAAGCCACUAUGCCUGAAGCAGACACAGAGAGACAAGCCAUUUUAGGAAUCCACAAUGAGGUGCAAAAAAUUUCCCAAAGCUACGGGAUUAAGGCCAACAUUAUCAACCCUUACUGCACCAUAAUGACGGAGGAGCUUCUUAAUAAGUGGGAGAAGGUAAAGAAACUGGUUCCUCAGAGAGAUGGUUUGCUCCAGGAAGAGAUGGCACGCCAGCAUGCCCACGAAAGGCUGAGACGUCAAUUUGCUGCCCAGGCCAACCUGAUUGGACCCUGGAUUCAGGCCAGGAUGGAGGAAAUUGGGCGUUGCUCUCUGGAGAUUGGAGGCACACUGGAGGACCAGAUGACCCAGCUUAAGCAAAUGGAGCACGUGAUCAUUGCAUACAAGCCCAACAUUGACAAGUUGGAAGGAGACCACCAGCUAAUCCAAGAGUCGCUCGUUUUUGAUAACAAACACACCAAUUACACCAUGGAGCACAUCCGUGUGGGAUGGGAGCUGCUCCUCACCACCAUCGCCCGAACCAUUAAUGAGAUUGAGACGCAGAUCCUGACCCGGGAUGCCAAGGGCAUCAGCCAGCAGCAGAUGAAUGAGUUCAGAUCUUCUUUCAAUCACUUUGACAGGAAGAAGAACGGAGCGAUGGAAACGGAUGACUUCCGAGCUUGCCUCAUCUCAAUGGGUUAUGACUUGGGAGAGGUGGAGUUUGCGCGCAUCAUGAUGCUGGUGGAUUCAAAUGCAACAGGGAUCGUCUCUUUCCAGUCUUUUAUCGACUUCAUGACCAGAGAGACGGCUGAUACGGACACUGCCGAGCAGGUUGUGGCAUCCUUCCGGAUCUUGGCAGCUGAUAAGCCUUACAUCCUUGUGGAUGAACUCAGGCGGGAGCUUCCUCCUGAACAGGCGGAGUAUUGCAUCAUGAGGAUGCCUCCAUACAAAGGGCCUGGAGCUCCACCGGGAGCGCUAGACUACACCGCCUUCUCCACCGCCCUCUACGGAGAGAGUGACCUUUAACUUGUGAAGACCUUUCGUUGGGCCAUUUUCAAUCAUUCUCACUCUUCCCACUCUGUAUCUUUUAAUUAAAAUAACUAAAAUGCAUACUGCAUAGUGACGCCACACAUGUUGAAUGAGUACAAUGCUUUCUUCAAAGCUUCAAAGCACCAACAAAAAAUCCUAUGCUUUUUUGUUUUGUUUUUUUAAGUGAAAAACCAUAAAUACAUUACAAAUUACUAUGAAAAAUCCAAAUAAUUGAGGAAAAGGAUUCAGCAUUCGUCCUGACUUUAGUUUUAGUGCUGGAAGUAAACUAAAUUUCUUAGAAUGCCUUCUAUAUUUAUAAAAUCUAAUGUGCAGAUAGAGAAAUAGAUUUAGCACAUGUUGCUAAACACCUUCUCUUCCUUGCAGUGUUUAAGACUAUACUCUAGGUUCACAUUGUUUGCACAUUCUGCACGCAUCCCUUUAAUCCCUUGAAAAAGAGAUUUUAAAUCUCAAUAGGUUUUUAUCCUGGUAAAAUAAAUGAAAAAUGAAAAUCAAUCACAAGAUAACUCAGCUCUGAAGCUUAUAUUUUUAUAGAUCACUUGAAUAUUUGGGAGUUUAAUAAAAUAAACACCAGCCCGUAUUAAAGACAUGAAACUUGAGAUCAGGAGCAAUAAUUGAAUUAAAACGUGGCAGCUUCUUAUCUGUCUGUAUUAAGACGAUCUCAAAAAAAAAAAGCUUGUUCUGAGAUAUCAGAUUUAGCCCACAAAUUAACAGAUAAACCUGGGAAUUUGAGUCCAGAAAAUAUGUGGUAUUUUAAAAUAUAUUGUGAGAAUGCUUUAGUGGACACACCAAAAUGACAAACCCAAGUUCAUGGUGUUUAGCAGAAAAUCAAUGACAUGGUUUGGCCCCGAUUUGUUUGGAACGCCAUGUAAUGUUUGUGGCUUUGUUUGGACAAUACCCCUUUCCGAUACGCCACUUUUAAGUGUUUAGAAUGAAUUAUGGUUUGGAAAAAGCUAUUUCAGAUCCACUGCCAUCCAUCAAUAAACAGUGGGUUCCCACAAGCCAGAAAUAUGCAUCACUACACAGAAAAAAAGGGAAACCACAUGAAUGCAAAAGUAAAUAUUUACAAUGGUUUUAAUAUUUCUUAAGCUGGAAAACACAGAAUAUUAAAUAUGCAGUAUUCAUUUCGGCAGUGACGUAAGGUGAAAUAUUAUUUGGCAGCAACACACCAAUUCUUCCACAUGGAAAUACAAAAUAACUGCUGAGCAGCAACGCAUAAAGCAAAGGCAAGUACACUUUUCUACAUUUGGAAAACAUACAUAAUGAGAAUUUUGUCUUUUCCUUUGUUUUGAAGCAUACAUUAGUGGAACUUCCUUCAUCCUGAAAGACAAGACAAAAAUAUGGAUCCUCUUGUAUGUUUUAUGUAGUUUUCAUAUUUGAUUGCAUUUACAGAGUAAGCGUAUGUGGGUCUGCAGCAUUGCAGUAUGUCUGUUUUUCAUUUGGCUUUAUUACUAUUUUAAUAAUGCAAGUAAUAAGUAAAUGCAAUCAAAAUUGCAUUAAAUUCUACCUUCAUGUUGAUAAUUGUAGAUUCACAUGAAAUAAAAAUCAUUUGGCCCUGUGACCAUGAACCUUUUUCAAAUUGUACAUCAAUUAAUGAAUAACGCCAAUAAAGCAUUGUUGCCAAAUUAA